CUAGCGAGAGACAUUAGUCGCGAAAUCAGAGUUAGCAUUCAUAUCCGAAAGUUCGAUUUCUUGUUGAUUCUCUCGAGACGGGCAAUAUUAGGUUUUGUUUAUUUGCCGGUCGGGCAAUAACGCGUGUCGUAAUUACACUACGCAAACUUGUGAAUAAAGACCACAUCAAUAGCUAGAUACGGAUCGUUCCGACUCUUUUCCUAAGUUGUUAAGAGACGACCGCCCUGUCGACAAUGAAGUGCUUCACUCUCUGGUCCGUUGCUGCCUCAACUGCCUCCUGGUGGAGCACUAGUGUUUAUGGAACCUCCCAGUAACUACCAUUUUUUCCCCUUCCCACUGAUUCCUUGUUCGUUUUUGGUAUGCUAGAUCUGUGUAUCUAUACCAAUGGGUUCCGUAACCAAACAUCGUUCAUCUUCUCUCUAAUGUUGGCCAAUGCUGUUGGCGAAAGCGGAAUAUCAAGAUACACCGCUUACGACCGAGUUGUGGAUGCUGUGCAGUAAAAACGACCCAACAAAGACAGAUGAAGCGCUCGAAGGUUUCCUAUACUCGAAUCCGGAUUUAGCAAUGGCACGCUCAGCGGACCGACGUGGUGGACUUUGGUGGGCGUGGGAGUAUUCUACAUCUUCUUCUGAUUUUCAAGCAGUGUGGAUGGUAGGGAAUGAAUGAUGGAUACAACCAGGGAAUUUCUGUGUGUGUUAGACGAUGCGCUGGUCGUCUCAACAUUUCUCUUUUGCGGUUCAGAUUUCCAUUUUUUUAGUCAGUUCCCCGACGACGUCGUCCUAGGGAUGUUGAUGCUCUGGCGGUGUUGGUGACUCUUCACGAAUCAAUGCUUCUCUUACUUAUAGGUUCAAAAACACAUUCGCGUUGGCAGCAUUGAAGGCUUAUGGCGCUGAUCCGGAAACUGCCGAGGAAGACGAUGAGGGAUCGACGCCGUAAUUCUAGUUUCAACUGAGCAGGUCAUAGAGCUUCAUCAUGAAAAUCUUUCACAAGAUGGUGAUACAACAGCUAAAAAGCCUUUGAUUUUUGAGAGAGACCAAUCGAAAUGUGUACUGGAACCGAAGACCCUUUUCUUCUAUUCUCAUGCUGUUUAGGCGUCAGAUGUGCGACGGAGACGAAUGCGAUAGGGUGCUUGACGGAAUUGAUACCAUCGUAAAACAAGUUACUGACCGAAAGGCAGCACGAGAGCUCCGAGAACAGAAUGAACUCGAUGACGAGGAUGACGAUGAUGAUGGCGAUGAAGACGACGACGAUGACUCUACAACGGUACAAUUUUUGAGAGAAUAGAAAUAGGACACUUUCCUCCUUCGCAUGUUUGACAUUGACUUUAGAUAUUAGCUAGUAAGAGGGGUUACGGGAGUAUUUCUACGGCCUUGCAGAUGACGUGAGUACGUAAAAUAGGUGAGAACAGACGACGCACAUCGGGAUCAAGAAAAAACAUCAACAGUUUCUAAGCCUUGGUCAGUGCAAAUGAAUUGAUAAAAAGUAAACCUUUACUCAGGUACGCUUUCAUGGGAGUGGCGCGAAAAAGGCAUCUGCCAAAAGAGAGAAUUUAGACGUGGCUGCGGACGAGGACGAUGAGGACGAAGAACUCUAAGAAAAUCCGCGCAAACACAGUAAUAACAAGUAGUGAAAAAAAACACAGGACCGAAGUAGGUUUUUGAUACGGGAGUAGAUCUACAUACUUGGUUAUAGAUUCAAAUUGAAUAUUAAGACUUCAUUUUUGUUGAUUAUCAUCGUCAUCCUGUGUCUAUUUUGACCUCCAGUUUUAAUGAGUCAAUAGUGGGAAUGAUAACUUUAUAGGGGAGCAUUUUGCUGUCCUCUUUGGUGAACGUCAGAAGAAGAAAUCAUGGGUACUCGUCGUGUCUCACAUAGUUAAAAAUAUUCAUAUUAUGAUUUUUAACACAUAUGAUACGAUACUGUAUGGCCUCAGAAGUAGAUGAUAGUUGCUACAUAAGAGGUACCAUGACAUGACAUAGUGUGUCAUGGAUCACCAUUGAUGACGCCGAAGAGUAAAUUAAUAUCUUAAAAAAAAUUGUACCCAUCGACAUUAAGCAAGGUGAACAAUUCUCAAUCUCAAUCAAUCAAGUUCUAAGCUUACAGCUUCGCAUUUAGCACUCACUGACGUGCGAUGAUCAAUAUUGUACAACACUCGUCGGACCUUGUAAAAGACACCCGACUUCGUAAACGGUAUCUCAUGUGACAGCAAGAGGAUACGAAUACUCAAUAAAAAGUGGAACUACAGUCGUCACCUCGUUCAAAGGUUCAGAAUGUGUCAAAAAGAUCAUACGUAUCAGAUCCCAGAUUUGCGUUUGAGUUCCGCAAAACCUCCGAUUGGAAUGCCUGGGAGGCUCGUUAAGGCACAGCUUGUUGGAGAAGGUUCGGUCGCUAUUGAAGCGCUUAGAUACUACACUUGACAUUAUGACUGCGCGGCGCGAAGAAGCUGCUAGAAAUGAAAUCGAAAUUUGUUGGAUGGUUGGAAUUUGUUUUUUUUUUCUGUGGCAUUGUAAAAAAAGGUCGGACAUCACUCAUACAUUGUGUCUCCUUUCCCCUAGAGUCCCGUAUCUCGCUUUCACACGACCGG
Messenger RNA from Amoebophrya sp. A25, 2581 nucleotides. Lineage: Eukaryota; Dinophyceae; Syndiniales; Amoebophryaceae. The record is from the annotation of a GenBank genome assembly.